AUGGAAACCAUGCAUAUAUCUGGGCUUCCAGAGCUGGAGGCUCAUCUGCAGCAAUUACUUGAUGACGCUUCUCUACCAUUCAACGCGAAGCUUCUAGAUGAUGUCGAACUUCAACUCACCGAAGAUAAUAUUCCCUCCCUUCUGCCAGUGUUGCUGCCUCCUCUGACGGAGAUUUUGAAACAAACAACACAAGAUCCGACACCUUUACUCUCACUGACAAUCAAAUUACUUUCGCCUCUUCCCUUUACCAGGACUCUCACUAUCGCCGAUCCUCCUUCGUUGUUGACAGCACUGAGUUCUCCUCUUCCUGGGGCAAACUUGCUCGCGCUGGCAAUCAUCCACAAAGCUGCUAAAGCACCUGCAGAUGCUUCCAUACUUAGCACACUUCCCGAGGUCGUCGAAGCGACUAUCAAAUGCUGGCUAACCAGCAUUGAUGUCGGCGUCGGUGGGAAAGCAGCUAGAGUACUGGGCGACUUGCUGGAGACUGAUUGCGAGGUUGUCGAUAACGAUGUCGCUGGCACCCUUUCGCGCAGUCAAGUAAACGGAGAUGAAGUAGUUCGGCGGCAUGUUCCUGGGCACGGCAGAUUGUGGCGUCUAAUCCUGCAAAGCCGUUCCAACCUCAGCAUAAUUUACCAGUGCUGCUCUCACGAGUCUCCAAGCCUUGAACAGCCACGUACUCCUCACCAAAUCACGAUCUCGCAAGGCCGGCUUCUAAGACUGUUGCCGCGUCUCUGUACGCUGAAUAUUGGCGCAUUGAGCUGCACACUAUCACCUGACCUAUUCAAACUGUCGGGGGAGGUUGAACAUCAAGUUGGGCAAGGUCUUCUUCAAUGGGCAGCUCUUGGGAUGGUGGACAAAUCGGAUGUCUUGAUGCACCUCAGCCUUGUGGACUUUUUUGAAACGUUCGUCAGUGUCAUGAGAGUGUCAAGGCGUUCCGCCGAUAUGAAUGCAUUCAUAGGCAAGCUUGUGACGACCGCACUUCAGGGCGAUGCAGAGUUAGAAACCGCACUCAAGACACUACCAGACAGAACUGUCGAAGAAGAAGCCGAGCCACUACGCACGUUUAUUACUGGGCUUUUCAUGUAA
Pochonia chlamydosporia 170 is the source of this 1086-nucleotide messenger RNA. RefSeq lists its product as hypothetical. The coding region runs from base 1 to 1086 and encodes 361 amino acids. The record is from RefSeq and is a predicted model, not a curated record. Lineage: Eukaryota; Fungi; Ascomycota; Sordariomycetes; Hypocreales; Clavicipitaceae. The transcript has 2 exons.